Molecule: messenger RNA, 2056 nt
Organism: Leptonychotes weddellii (Weddell seal)
Lineage: Eukaryota; Metazoa; Chordata; Mammalia; Carnivora; Phocidae
Source: RefSeq, a predicted model, not a curated record
GGUUGUAAUCAUCUGUAAGAGUGCAGCUCGGGGCAUUUCUGGGCAACCUCUACCUCCUUCCGUCUCCAGACUCCCUUGUCUUAGAAAACGGAAACUCUGCCAGGAUUCCUCAGAAACCCAUCCCAGGGUGGAUGGCUUUGUUCUCCAAGGCGGAGUGGAAGCUGGUGGUGAAAGCCCACCGUCUGAGUGCUGAGAACACAGUCCCCACUGGCUCACCGGUGGAGGGGCCUUGUCCCCGGGUCUUCUGACCAGGCCAGGAGCCUGCGGGGGAGGGGGGGUCCUCAGUGCAGGAGGCCCCUCCCAGCUCCCCAUGACUGCGCUGGGGGCUGGGGGUGGGAGGUGUUGUUCCCAAGGCGCCUGAGUCCAGCAGCCGGCUUCACUAGGUGGGGACAGGUGUGCAUCGUGCAGAAGCGGGACACAGAGAAGAUGUACGCCAUGAAGUACAUGAACAAGCAGCAGUGCAUCGAGCGGGAUGAGGUGCGCAACGUGUUCCGGGAGCUGGAGAUCCUGCAGGAGAUCGAACACGUCUUCCUGGUGAACCUGUGGUACUCCUUCCAGGACGAAGAGGACAUGUUCAUGGUGGUGGACCUGCUCCUGGGCGGGGACCUGCGCUACCACCUGCAGCAGAACGUCCAGUUCUCCGAGGACACGGUGAAGCUAUACAUCUGUGAGAUGGCGCUGGCCCUGGACUACCUGCGCAGCCAGCACAUUAUCCACAGGGACGUCAAACCCGACAACAUCCUGCUGGAUGAGCAAGGGCAUGCGCAUCUGACCGACUUCAACAUCGCCACCAUCAUAAAGGACGGGGAGCGGGCCACCGCACUAGCUGGGACCAAGCCGUACAUGGCUCCGGAGAUCUUCCAGUCUUUCGUCAGUGGUGGGAGCGGCUAUUCCUUCGAGGUGGACUGGUGGUCAGUGGGGGUCCUGGCCUACGAGCUGCUACGUGGAUGGAGGCCCUACGACAUCCACUCCAGCAACGCCGUGGAGUCCCUGGUGCAGCUGUUCAGCACAGCGAGCGUGCAGUACGUGCCCACCUGGUCCAAGGGGAUGGUAGGCCUGCUGCGGAAGCUCCUCACUGUGGACCCCAAGCACCGAGUGUCCAGCCUGCAGGACAUGCAGGCAGCCCCGUCACUGGCCGGCGUGCUGUGGCAGGACCUGAGUGAGAAGAAGGUGGCACCGGGCUUCGUGCCCAAUAAAGGCCGCCUUCACUGCGACCCCACCUUCGAGCUGGAGGAGAUGAUCCUGGAGUCCAGGCCUUUGCACAAGAAGAAGAAGCGGCUGGCCAAGAAUAGGUCCCGGGACAGCAGCAGGGACAGCUCGCAGUCGGAGAAUGACUACCUUCAGGACUGCCUUGAUGCCAUCCAGCAAGACUUUGUGAUUUUUAACAGAGAAAAGCUGAAGAAGAGCCAGGACUCCGCGAGCGAGCCCCUGCCCGCCCCCGAGGCCGGGGAUGCUGCGGAGGACCGGGAGGGGGCGCGCCCCGCGGGGCCCAUGUGCGGCUCCAUCUGCCCCUCCCGCCUCACUGAGAGUUAACGCCAGUUGCUUUGGAGAUUCGGUCGGCCAGCAGGACAGGACAGGCGGCGGGCAGAGGCCCCGCGUGGACGUUCCCAGCCAAGCAGCCCAGUUCAUCCCAGCACAGACCCGGCCGGUGGCCCCACAGCACCCUGGCCCUGAUUUCCCUGGGACGGGCUGCCUGCCCACUGGCUCUCGUCAGCAUAGGGCAACUGGAGGCUGUCAGUGUGGCCGAGGGGUGGGCAAGCAGGCUGGGUGCCCCCCUCCCCAGCGGCUCCGUUCCCGGCAAUUGUGGCAGGAGGCCCGUGGCCUCUCCUGGUGGCCCCCUGACCCGCUCCCGGCAGUCACAGAGGUCCCAGCACCCCCAGCUGUACAUAUGGGCGCCGGCCCUGCUGUGGGCAGACGGACACCGUUCACGGGCUCCCCGGGGGCCACUCGGGCUUGUGCGUCCGGGGGAGGGGGAGGUGAAGAGUGCUUUUAUAGAGAUACUUCUGCCGUGUUUCUGUAGAUUUCUCACCUCUGAGCAUCAUGACGUAAGAGCUGC